AUGCGAAUUGGACAAUGUUUCCGCGUUGAAAGCCUGUUCAAACUUGGAGGUAUUAAGCUUGAGGUCACCGACGAAGAAGUUCUUGCAUCCAUGAAUCCGUCGCCGGCAACCAUGCCGCUUAAAAUUCGUAAACGUCUGACUCUUCCGGCGAAACUUACAGAAAGGAACGGAGGAAAAUCGCGUGUAGAAGUAAAUGGAAUUUCUCCAGUGAAGACAAAUUUAGACUCCAGAAAUGAUGACGUUCUGUCACCUUCUCCAACGUCUUUUGGAAGAAUUUUGAACUCUAACAAUUCUCGGACGCCGUCAAAAACUAAUGGUGAUGGCUUAUAUGACUUAAAAACAACGGCCAGCGACGAUCGUCAAUCACCAAAAAUCGUCACAAAUGAUCAUGGAGAUCAUCUAAAUGUUCCUUCGUUAAAUUCUUCGAGUGCUCGAUCGUUGGUCAAAUCACCCGGAAUUCCGGGUCGAUUCUUGUCCCGAACGCCGCCAAUUGCUGAAAGUAAUUCCCAGGCAUCACCGAAGAUGACAAGGACCAAAUCAGGUGGUACGACGGGGGAUACGAAAGUUCGUUCACAAGUAAAACCGAUAUCCGUCCCUCUCACAAAACCUUUAAAAACCUCACCAAAACAAGAUAACAUUGGGGAAAGUAACCAGGAGUCAAACAACGGGUCCCGACAGUCAAAUGUGCUAAAUGCCGUUCUUGCACUGAUCGAUGAACUUGGUGAGAAGGAAUUACAGACAGUUCAACGCAAAUUACAACUAGCGAUGUUAAAUCGUCAGGGUCAACCGGGAAAUAAAUGA
Acaulospora colombiana is the source of this 801-nucleotide messenger RNA. Lineage: Eukaryota; Fungi; Glomeromycota; Glomeromycetes; Diversisporales; Acaulosporaceae. The record is from the annotation of a GenBank genome assembly.